This is a messenger RNA of Candidula unifasciata, 268 nucleotides long. NCBI's taxonomy places the organism in Eukaryota, Metazoa, Mollusca, Gastropoda, Stylommatophora, Geomitridae. The record is from the annotation of a GenBank genome assembly.
AUGGCACACAGACACAGCAGCAGUAGGAGGACUGACUCGCUGCCCUCGUCUGUGGCCACUCCGCUUGGUAACGGUCAGCACACACACGAGGACAACCCCAACCAUUUGGUAUACAAGAAGAUGGAGACCAUUAUAGAACGUAUGCAAGAUGAAAGCACUGGGGUUCCUGUGAGAACAGUCAAGAGCUUUAUGUCCAAAGUUCCAAGUGUCUUCACUGGUCAAGACUUGGUCAGCUGGAUGAUGAGAAACUUGGAUGUAGAAGACCAAG